Molecule: messenger RNA, 11822 nt
Organism: Aphidius gifuensis
Lineage: Eukaryota; Metazoa; Arthropoda; Insecta; Hymenoptera; Braconidae
Product: neural-cadherin
Exons: 31
Coding region: 583-9657 (3024 amino acids)
Biological process (GO): homophilic cell-cell adhesion
Cellular component (GO): catenin complex; plasma membrane
Molecular function (GO): calcium ion binding; cadherin binding
Source: RefSeq, a predicted model, not a curated record
AGUGGUCCGCGCCCCACAGCCGCGACAAGUUCGCUUUGAGAAUUACAGACUGAUAUCAUAUAUAUAUAUGUAUAUUUAUGAGGAAAGAGAGAGUGUGUAUUUCAAGUGACUGUGUGACAAGUUAAGGUACUACACACAAUAGCGGCAAAUGGACAUAAUAUUUUAUUUAUUUAAUAUAAUAUUCGCGCGUAAAUUUUUAAAUUAAUUUGUGAUUAAAAAAUUUUAAUUUAUUUUUAUUUUAAAUAUAUCAAUGAGUUAAUUAUUUAUUUGGCCGGAAGUGAUGAAAAAUUUUUAACCCUAUAUGCAAAAUUAUUGUGUGAAGAUUUGAAAUUUUAUAUUUUAAUUUUUAAUUUUUUAUAAUUAAUUGGUGUUAAUUAAAAAAGUUUUAUUGUGAAUUUAUUAUUGUGAUUUGAUAUUUAUAAAUAAUAUCAUUUGACUGAGAAAUUUUUUUCAUACCGGUGCGGAUUAAACUGGGCUGAUUAUUAUAAAUUGACAACCAGGUGACAAAAGAGGUCAUCUGUACCAAUGUGGAUCCAGUGAAAAAUUAAUAACAACAAAAUAAAUAAAUAAAUCGGCCAAAUAAUGUGGCGAUUUAUAUUUGGGUCACUGUUAUUAGUGACAACAAUAAUAACAAAAACAACAAAUGCACGUACAGCAGUAUUACCACAUGAUGUUUAUCCUGGCUAUGAGGUUAUGAAAUUUUCUGACAAUGAUAACAGUAAUAACAAUAAUAAAAAUAAUCAUGUAACAUCAAAUUAUCGUUUACUUGAAACUGGUUAUUCAAAAUAUUUUACUGUACUUGAUAAUGGUAUGGUUAUGACAACAUCUGAUUUAACACCACUAGUCAAUAGUCCAGUUAAUUUAAUUGUACUUGAAGAAAAUUCAAAUUAUACUGAAACUCAUGAUUUACAUUUAUUUGUUAUUAAUCGUGGUAAUAUGUUGACAUUUUCACAUGAAAAAUUAGGACAUGGUGAAGUUUUAGAAAAUUUACCAAGUGGUACAAUUGUUGAUGAAUUACCAGUACUUCAUGCAAAUGGUAAAUUUCCAGUUUAUUAUAAAAUAAUGCCAGAUAUAUCUGGUGAUUAUUUAUUUGCAUUGUCUGAUGAAAGUUCAACUGAAAUUGGAUAUAAUUUAACAUUGACAAGAUCAAAUCAAGGUGUUAGAAUUGUCACAACAAAACCACUUGAUCGUGAGCUUAAAAAAUCAUAUGAUAUUGUUAUUCAUGCAACAGAUGGUAAUAAUAUUAGUACAUCAAAAAUAAGUGGUGUUAUUGAUGUACUUGAUGACAAUGAUAAUAAUCCAAUAUUUAAAAAAACUCAUUAUACAUUUGUUUUGAGACCAAAAAAUAUUGAUACUAUUGAAAAAGAUGGUGUACCAAAAUGGAAAAGAUUUGCAUCAAUUGGAAGAGUUAUGGCAACUGAUGCUGAUGGUGAUAAAGUUGCAUAUAAAUUAAUAACACUGACAAAUUUAAUAAUAAUUGUACCACAAACUGGUGAAUUAUUGUUGACUGGUGAACCAGAUGCAACAAUUGAUGAAGACAGUGAAAUUGAAUUAUUAAUUGAAGCACAUGAUGUUCGUGUACCAAGUAAAAGUUCAAUAAUACCAGCAAAAGUUAUUGUUAGAUUUAUAACAACUGAGCCACUUUAUCAACAACCAAAAGUUCAUAAAAUACAAAAACGACGUGUUACAAGAGCUGUUAGACCAACUAAAAAAGUUGAAUUUUUAGAAUCAGAAGGUGAUAUUGAUGGUAAAAUUGUAUUUUCACUUGAAAAAGAAACUGAAAAAGAAACAUAUAAAAUAAGAGAUGAAAAUCCAUGGGUUACCGUUGCAUCAAAUGGCUCAGUUAAAGUUAAACAAAAGUGGGACUAUGAAGAACUUGGUCCAGAAAAAACUAUUGAUUUUUGGGUGACAAUUAAUAAUCAAAAACUACAGUACACAGACAAUCAACGUGUUAUCAUCAACAUCAAGGAUGUCAAUGACGAGGCACCAUACUUCAUAAAUAAACCAUUGCCAAUGCAAGCAGUGGUACAGUUGAAUGCACCACCCAACACUCAUGUGUUUACACUUCAAGCAAGAGAUCCAGAUACUGAUCACAACAUUCAUUAUUUCAUCGUACGAGAUCGAACUGGUGGAAGAUUUGAGGUCGAUGAACGUUCGGGCGUGGUUCGUACCAGAGGAACUGAUGUCUUUCAACUUGAUAUGGAAUAUGUUUUGUAUGUCAAAGCAGAAGAUCAAAAUGGAAGAAUUGAUGAAAAACAUUUUCAAUCAACACCUGAAGAAAGAUUGUCAAUUGUUGGUGGUAAACGUGCACCACAAUUUUAUUUACCAAAUUAUGAAACUGAAAUACCAGAAAAUCAAAAAAAAGAUACAGAUAUAAUAUCUGUCAAGGCAAAAUCAUUUGCUGAUAGAGAAAUUCGUUAUACUCUGAAAGCACAGAGUCAAGGUGCUGCUGGUACAUUUAAUAUUGGACCAACAUCAGGAAUAGUUAAAUUAGCAAAAGAAUUAGAUUUUGAAGAUGUUAGACAACCUCAUGUUUACACACUUGUUGUAACAGCUACUGAAGAUUCUGGUGGUUUUUCUACGUCAGUUGAGUUGACAAUCAGAGUUACUGAUGUUAAUGACAAUGCACCAAAAUUCGAGCUGCCUGAUUAUCAAGCCCACAAUGUUGAUGAGGACAUAUCAUUGGGAACAAGUAUUCUAAAAGUCAAAGCAACUGAUGCUGAUUCUGGUGCAAAUGCUGAUCUUGAAUAUCUGGUAUCUGAUGAUCAUUUUAGUGUUGGUUCAAGUGGUCUUAUUGUCAAUAAUAAACAGCUUGAUGCUGACAAUAAUAAUGCUUACUAUGAAUUUAUUGUUACUGCCAAAGAUAAAGGUGAUCCAUCAAAAACUGGUACAGCAACAGUACGAAUAUAUACAAAAAAUAAAAAUGAUGAAGAACCAAAAUUUUCUCAACAAGUAUAUACGCCAAAUGUUGACGAGAACGCCGGGCCUAACACCUUGGUGACGACCGUAGUCGCAUCUGAUAAAGAUGGUGACAACGUACGCUUUGGUUUUGCAAAUGAUACAACAUCAUCAGGGCAGUUCGUCAUCGAGGAGAUAACCGGCGUUAUUCGUCUACAAGGCAAUCAUAUAUCACUUGAUCGUGAUAAAUAUGAAUUAAAUGUAACAGCAAUGGAUGAUGGAAGUUGUUGUCCAGAUGGAAAAAAUCGUAUACAUACAAGUGUUGCUGUUGUUGUUGUAUUUAUAACUGAUGUUAAUGAUAAUAAACCAAUUUUCAAAGAUUGUGGUAGUUAUUCACCAAAAGUUGAAGAGGGUGCACCAAAUGGUAGUCCAGUUAUUAAAGUACAAGCAACUGAUGAAGAUAAAGGUGUCAAUGGUCAAGUUAAAUAUUCAAUUGUACAACAACCAAAUCAAAAAGGUACUAAAUUUACAGUUGAUGAAGAAACUGGUGAAGUUGUCACCAACAAGGUAUUUGAUCGUGAAGGUGAUGAUGGAAAGUUUGUAUCAGUUACAGUCAAAGCAACUGAUCAGGGUGAACCUUCCCUGGAGGGAGUUUGUUCAUUUACUGUUGAAAUAACUGAUAUUAAUGAUAAUCCACCUCUUUUUGAUCGUCAGAAAUACGUUGAAAAUGUUAAACAAGAUGCUAGUAUUGGCACAAAUAUACUAAGAGUGUCAGCAUCAGAUGAAGAUGCUGACAAUAAUGGUGCAAUAAUGUACACAUUAAGUUCACCAAGCAACGUUCAAGAUCUUGAGUACUUUGAAAUCCAACCAGAAUCUGGUUGGAUUGUACUUAAAAAACCACUCGACCGCGAGACAUACAAGCUGGAGGCGAUGGCACAAGACAAGGGCUAUCCGCCCUUGUCAAGAACCGUGGAGGUUCAAAUUGACGUUGUGGACCGUGCUAAUAAUCCUCCCGUAUGGGACCACGUUGCGUAUGGCCCGAUCUACUGUAAAGAGAACAUGGCCGUUGGUGCUAAAGUUGUGUCUGUUAAAGCCAGCUCAGGAAUUGAAAAUAAUCCAACGGUAUUUUAUCACUUAAUGCCAGGAUCAACAGCACAAACAAAUAAAUUUCAUACAUUUUAUUUACAACAAAGAUCAGAAACAUCAUCAAGAGAAAAUGUCACAUGGGCUGAUAUUAAAGUAAAUCAUCCCUUAGAUUUUGAAAGUAUACAAAAUUAUAAUUUAACAAUACGUGUUGAAAACAAUGGUGCUCAGCAGUUGGCUUCUGAGGCAACUGUAUUCAUUGUACUUGAGGAUGUCAAUGAUGAGAUACCACUGUUUACCGAGGGUGAACAAGAAACAGUACUUGAGGGUGAACCAGUUGGUACAAUGGUUACCCAAGUUAAUGCUAUUGAUAAGGAUGGUACAGCACCAAACAAUUUGGUCACUUAUUAUGUUGUUAGCAGCAAUAGAAAUGAGGGUAAAGAUUAUUUCGAAAUAAAUCGUGAAACUGGUGAAAUAUUUACCAAGGUAGUGUUUGAUCGUGAAAAACAAGGUGCUUAUGCACUUGAAGUUGAAGCUAGAGAUGGCGCCAUAUCAGCUAGACCAAAUAGCAAUGGACCAAAUUCUGUUACGAAAUUUAUUCGAAUUGGUAUUGCCGACAAGAACGACAAUCCACCGUAUUUUGACAAGGGCCUCUACGAGGCUGAGGUAGAUGAAAAUGAGGACAUUCAACAUACCGUACUUACUGUCACCGCCAAAGAUCACGACGAGUCCUCGCGUAUUCGAUAUGAGAUUACAAGCGGUAACAUAGGUGGUGCAUUUGCGGUCAAAAAUAUGACUGGUGCAAUUUAUGUUGCUGGUGCACUUGAUUACGAAACAAGAAAAAGAUAUGAACUCAAGUUAACAGCUUCAGAUAAUCUACGAGAAAAUUACACAACUGUUGUAAUUCAUGUCAAGGAUGUCAAUGAUAAUCCACCAGUUUUUGAACGACCAACAUAUAGAACUCAAAUAACUGAAGAAGAUGAUAGAAAUUUGCCAAAACGUGUUCUUCAGGUUAUGGCAACAGAUGGUGAUAAAGAUAGACCACAAAAUAUUGUUUAUUUUUUAACUGGUCAAGGUAUUGAUCCAACAAAUCCAGCAAAUAGUAAAUUUGAUAUUAAUCGUACAACUGGCGAGAUUUAUGUUUUAAAGCCAUUGGAUCGAGAUCAACCAAAUGGAAGACCUCAAUGGCGAUUUACAGUGUUUGCUCAAGACGAGGGUGGUGAAGGACUUGUCGGAUAUGCUGAUGUACAAGUCAAUCUCAAGGAUAUCAAUGACAAUGCACCAAUAUUUCCACAAGGUGUUUAUCAUGGAAAUGUCACUGAAAAUGGAACAGCUGGAAUGUUGGUAAUGACAAUGACAGCUGUUGAUUAUGAUGAUCCAAGUGAGGGAACAAAUGCAAAAUUAAUGUAUUCAAUUGAAAAAAAUGUUAUUGAAGAAGAAACAGGCUCACCAAUAUUUGAAAUUGAACCAGAAACUGGUGUUAUUAAAACAGCUGUUUGUUGUCUUGAUAGAGAAAGAACUCCUGAUUAUUCUAUACAAAUUGUUGCGGUUGACGGUGGAGCGUUAAAGGGUACGGGGACGGCCUCAAUACGAGUGAAAGACAUAAACGAUAUGCCACCGCAAUUCACCAAAGACGAGUGGUUAACAGAAGUGGAUGAAACGGAUGGAGCGAAUUUACCGGAAACGCCAAUUCUCACUGUAACUGUACACGAUGACGAUGAAACCAACAAGUUUCAGUACAAGGUACUUGACAAUAGUGGAUUUGGUGCAGACAAAUUUACCAUGGUAAGAAACAAUGAUGGUACUGGUUCUUUAAAAAUAGUUCAACCAUUAGAUUUUGAAGAUCAAUUACAAAGUAAUGGAUUUAGAUUUCGUAUACAAGUCAACGAUAAGGGUGAAGACAAUGAUAAUGAUAAAUAUCAUGUUGCUUAUUCAUGGGUUGUUGUUAAAUUACGUGAUAUUAAUGAUAAUAAACCACAAUUUGAAAAAUCAAAUAUAGAAACAACAGUACUUGAAGAUGCAAGUGUUGGUAAUAGUUUAGAAACAUUUAAAGCAACUGAUCCUGAUCAGGGUGGUAAAAGUAAAGUAUUUUAUGCAAUUGAUCGUAGUUCAGAUAGAAAAAGACAAUUUCAUAUUAAUGAAAAUGGUACAGUAACAAUACAAAGAAGUUUAGAUCGUGAAGAAACACCAAGACAUCAAGUUAAAAUACUUGCAAUUGAUGAUGGUAUACCACCAAAAACAGCAACAGCAACAUUAACUGUUAUUGUACAAGAUAUUAAUGAUAAUCCACCAACAUUUUUAAAAGAUUAUCGUCCAGUUUUACCAGAAUAUGCAACACCAAGAAAAGUAAUUGAAAUAUUAGCAACAGAUGAUGAUGAUAGAUCAAAAAGUAAUGGUCCACCAUUUACAUUUCGUAUGGAUCCAAAUGCUGAUGAUAUAAUACGUGCUAGUUUUAAAGUUGAAAGUGAUAAUAAAGGUGCAAAUGGUGAUGGUAUGGCUAUUGUAACAUCAUUAAGAUCAUUUGAUCGUGAACAACAAAAAGAAUAUCUUAUACCAAUAAUAAUAAAAGAUUCUGGUACACCACUUAUGGCUGGUACAAGUACAUUAACUGUUGUUAUUGGUGAUGUUAAUGAUAAUAAAAUGCAACCUGGUUCAAAAGAUAUAUUUGUUUAUAAUUAUGCUGGACAAUCACCAGAUACUGAUAUUGGACGUGUUUAUGUAUUUGAUUUAGAUGAUUGGGAUUUACCAGAUAAAAAAUUUUAUUGGGAAGGUUUAGAACAUGCACAAUUUAAACUUGAUGAAGAUAAUGGUAUGAUAUCAAUGAAAUCAGGUACACAUGAUGGUAAAUAUCAUUUACGUUUUAAAGUAUAUGAUCGUAAACAUACACAAACAGAUAUACCAGCAAAUGUAACUGUAACUGUUAAAACAAUACCACAUGAAGCUGUUAUGAAUUCUGGUUCAAUAAGAAUAUCUGGUAUAUCUGAUGAAGAUUUUAUACGUGUUUGGGAUUAUAAACAUCAAAAAUUAACAAGAAGUAAAGCUGAUUUAUUUCGUGAAAAAUUAUCAAAUUUAUUAGAUAUUGAUAAGGAUAAUGUUGAUAUAUUUAGUGUACAACAACGUAGAAAAUUACCACCACAAACAGAUAUUAGAUUUUCAGCUCAUGGUUCACCAUAUUAUAAACCAGUUAGAUUAAAUGGUAUUGUAUUAAUGCAUCGUGAAGAAAUUGAACGUGAUGUUGGUAUUAAUAUAACAAUGGUUGGUAUUGAUGAGUGUUUUUAUGAAAAUGAAAAUUGUGAGGGUAGUUGUACAAAUGUACUUGAUAUAAAUAAUAUGCCAUAUAUGGUUAAUGCUAAUAAAACAUCACUUGUUAGUGUACGUGUUGAUGUUAUUGCACAAUGUACAUGUGGUGCUAGAAAUUUUAGUACAACUGAAUCAUGUAGAACAAGUCCUUGUUAUAAUGGUGGACGUUGUAUUGAAGGUCGUUUUGGAUUAACAUGUCAAUGUCCAGCUGGUUACAAUGGACCAAGAUGUCAACAAACAACAAGAAGUUUUCGUGGUAAUGGAUGGGCAUGGUAUCCGGCACUUGAAAUGUGUGACAACAGCCAUCUUAGUUUUGAAUUUAUAACAAGAAAACCUGAUGGUCUUUUAUUAUACAAUGGACCUAUUGUACCACCCGAGUCUGAUGAACUUAUGGUUUCAGAUUUUAUAUCUGUUGAAUUGGAUCGUGGUAUACCAAGAUUAUUAAUUGAUUUUGGAUCUGGUACACUUGAGCUUAAAGUUAAAACAAAAAGGCCACUUGACGAUGGUGAAUGGCAUAGACUAGAUAUAUUUUGGACAACUGAAACAGUUAAAUUAGUUGUUGAUUAUUGUAAAUCAGCUGAAAUAAUUGAACAAGAAGAUGGUACACCACCAUCAUUUGAUGGUACAUCAUGUCAAGCAACUGGUGUUGUACCACCAUUUAAUGAAUAUUUAAAUGUCAAUGCACCAUUACAAAUUGGUGGUUUAUAUGUUGAACAAUUUGAUCCAACUCAAUAUAAAUGGAAAACAAUGCCAGUUGGUAAAGGUUUUGAUGGUUGUAUACGUAAUUUAUUUCAUAAUAGUAAAUUAUAUGAUUUAGCACAUCCUGGUUUGUCAAGACACAGUGUUGCUGGUUGUCCACAAACAGAUGAAAUAUGUAAUAAUCAAGAAUCAACAUUUAGAUGUUGGGAACAUGGUACAUGUGUUGGUAGUUUUACUGAGGCAAGAUGUCAAUGUAAUCCUGGCUGGACUGGUCCUGGUUGUAUGGCAUCAACAAUACCAACAACAUUUAAACCACAAAGUUAUGUUAAAUAUGCAUUGUCAUUUGAACCAGAUAAAUAUUCAACACAAAUACAACUUAAAUUUCGUACACGUGAAAGUAGCGGUGAAUUAUUUAGAGUUAGUGAUCAACAUAAUCGUGAAUAUGCUAUACUUGAGAUCAAAGCAAGUAGAUUGCAAUUUAGAUACAAUUUGAAUAGCAUGAGAGUUGAAGAACGAGAUAUUUGGCUAAAUGCUAUAGCUGUUGAUGAUGGACAAUGGCAUACUGUUCGUGUAUCAAGAUAUGGUUCAGCAGCAACAUUAGAAUUGGAUGGUGGUGAGGGAAGACGUUUCAAUGAAACAUUUUCAUUUGAUGGACAUCAAUGGCUUCUUGUUGACAAACAAGAGGGUGUAUAUGCUGGUGGUAAAGCUGAAUAUACUGGUGUUAGAACAUUUGAAGUCUUUAAUGAUUAUCAAAAAGGUUGUAUUGAUGAUAUUAGACUUGAGGGAAAACAUUUACCACUACCACCAGCAAUGAAUGGUACACAAUGGGGACAAGCAACAAUGGCUAGAAAUCUUGAAAGAAUGUGUCCAUCAAAUAAACCAUGUGCAAAUGUAUUAUGUAAAGAGCCAUUUGAAUGUAUAGAUCUUUGGAAUGAACAUGCUUGCACAUGUGGUGAAGGAAGAAUACGUUCACCAGAUGGUGAAUCAUGUAUGGAUAAAAAUGAAUGUAUUGAUUAUCCAUGUCUCAAUGGUGGUAGAUGUAUUAAUCAAGAUCCAAGACUUAGAUACAGAUGUAUUUGUCCUGAAGGUUUUUGGGGUGAAAAUUGUGAACUUGUACAAGAAGGACAAACACUUAAAUUAAGUAUGGGUGCACUUGCUGCCAUACUCGUUUGUCUACUUGUUAUUCUGAUUUUAGUGUUGGUGUUUGUUGUGUACAAUAGAAGAAGAGAAGCACAUAUAAAAUAUCCAGGACCUGACGAUGACGUCAGAGAAAAUAUAAUAAAUUAUGAUGAUGAAGGUGGUGGUGAAGAUGACAUGACUGCAUUUGAUAUUACGCCAUUACAAAUUCCAAUUGGUGGUCCAAUACCAGAAAUGGGAGGAAAAAUACAAACUCAUAAAUUGGCUUAUCCAAUGGGACCAGAGCCAAAUGUAGGAAUGUUUAUUGAGGAUCAUAAGAAAAGAGCAGACAGUGAUCCAAAUGCACCACCAUUUGAUGAUUUACGAAAUUAUGCUUACGAGGGUGGUGGAAGUACUGCUGGUUCUCUAUCCUCGUUGGCAUCUGGCAAAUGGACAGACGAUGAACAACAUGAGUACGAGUAUCUUGGAGCAUGGGGUCCAAGAUUUGAUAAACUCGCUGAUAUGUAUGGUCCAACUGAAGAAAGCGAGGAAGAAGAAUAAAUUAUAAAUAAAAGAAAAAACAAAUUAUAACUGAGUUAAUCUCGUAAAUUUCAAUGAUGGGUAAGCAAACAACAUCCCUAAUGUUAAUAAUAAAUAAGACUCAAAUUGCGUUAGUGUAAUAAUAAAUAAAUAUGUAGUCAAAAUGUCCUUGUUGACUCUCAACUGGCAUAUCGCAAUAACGCGAGAAAGUAAUAAACACGAGUUAAGUUAAUAAAAAAGAAUUAAAAAAAAGACAACUCCAUUAUAACUUAUAAGUGAAUGUAAGUCAUAAAAAAAAAAAAUCUCGUCAACCCUGUUCUAAAGUCAGGAUUUAAAAAAAAAUAAAUAAAUAAAAAGCACGAACUUUGAAAUAGUUUAUAAGCUCAUAAAGAAAAAAUAAAAAAAAAUUAUUUAUUGCACCAAAAUAAGAAAAAUAAGAAAAAUACGACGAGAGUUUUUUAAAAAUGAAUUUUGAAAAAUGAAAAAAAAGUUAAAUAAUAUCCUGAGAUGUAUGUGUAAUGUGCUGCGAAUAUAAGGAGCUUGAUUAUAAUCGUCAAUUCCUUACAACGCUUUAACAAAUUUAUCUAAGACUUUUUUUUGUAUAAAUUUGUUUUAUUUAUUUAUUCAAUAUUUAAGAAUAUAAUAUAUAUCGUUAGAUGAUUUUUUUACACAAUUAUUAUUAGAAUUUUUUAUUUAAAAAAAUUUAUUUAAUCAAGACAUAUUGUCAAUAUAAUUUAUUACAAAUUAAUACUACUUUUGUCAAUAUAAUAUUGUCAACGAUAUUAAUUAUUUUAUUUAUAAUUUUUUUUUAAUUUAAUUUAAAAAAAAACUCAAAAUAUUUUUAUGAAUACCAAAGAACGAAUAAUUGGCAUAAAUAAAAUAUAACUUUAGUUCAUCUUUUUUAUAAAAAUAAUGUAAUAUUUAAAUAUAAUAAUAAUUUUUAAGUUGAAAAGAAAAAAAAAAAACAAACAAAGGAUAAACGAAUUUAUAAUAUAUUCACUGUUGAGACAGUUUUAUUGAUAUAAUUAAAUAAAUUUUAAAAAAUAAUAGAUGUUUGAGAUGUGUGCGCUGUGGCGUGUAAAAAAGUAUUAUAGUUCAACUACAAUUACAACGUGGUUUUGCCAUAAAAUAAUAAUAAAUAAACAAAAAAAAAAAAAUAAUAGAAAUUAUAAAUAAAAAAAAAAGUUACAAAUGUUAAUAGUUGUAAUUGAAAAAAGAAAAAAAAAUAAAUCACUGUUUCAUUACGUCAUUAAAAACACACCAUACAAAUGAAAAUUCAUUGUCAUCAAUAGAAGUAUUAUGAUCAUUAUAUAUUAUUGAUAUUGCAUUUAAUAAUAAUAUUUAAAUUUAAAUAGUUUAUGAAAUUUAAAUAGAGUCACGAGGAAGAAAGGUAUAAAAAUAUAUUUAAAACAAACCAACUUAAACAGUGACAAAGAUUAAAAUAAUUUAAAAAAAAAAAACAAAAAGCUCACUAAUUACAUUCGUAUUAUCCUUUAUAGUUUUUUUUUUUUUUUUUUUUUAAAUUAUUUUUUAUUUCGGUCGUGAUGAGAGACAAAAAAAAAAAAAAACGCCAGAAAGUAUAUGGUGUAGUAACUCGAUAAAAAACAUCAAUGAAAAUAUGUUAAAUAUUUAAAUAAAUUAAAAAAAAAAAACAAAUUUUUUGGAAUAAAAAUAAAUGAAAAUAAAUAAAAAGAAAAAAAAGGAUAGUGUUAAUAAACUCAAUCGUUAAACGAAAUCGAGUUGUUACAAGAAAAAUAAAAAAAUAUAAAAAAAAAAAAAAAAGAAAAUCCCUCAAAAAAUCGACUGAUCUGUAAAAUUCUCAAAACGGGAUAUUUCAUAUAGUCAAUUUACAGAUUUAGGAAGUCAUUUGUGACUAAAUUAUCCGUAAUAAAAUGUACAUUCGAAUAUCGAUGUCCAAAUAUGUAAUUAUAUUUAUUGCUCGAACAAAAAAAUUUUUAAAAAUAAUCGAGAUAUACGAUAAAGUAUAAAUUAAUAUAAAAUUAGAAAAAAAAAGAAUAAUAAUAAUAAUAAUUUGUCGUGGUAAGUUAUAAAAUUAAAUUACCAAGAUUAUCCUUAAAUUUUGACCGUGUUAAUUAUAGUUUUGCAAUUUGUGAUAUUAAUUUUUUGCGAAUACUCUGUCCCAGAUAAAAAUAAACAAAAUGACAAAGAUAAAUAUUAAAGAACAA